Messenger RNA from Ochotona princeps (American pika), 927 nucleotides. Its product is annotated as olfactory receptor 7A10-like. The record is from RefSeq and is a predicted model, not a curated record. Bases 1 to 927 code for a protein of 308 amino acids. The transcript has a single exon. Gene Ontology annotation, cellular component: membrane. Gene Ontology annotation, molecular function: olfactory receptor activity; G protein-coupled receptor activity. NCBI's taxonomy places the organism in Eukaryota, Metazoa, Chordata, Mammalia, Lagomorpha, Ochotonidae. Gene Ontology annotation, biological process: G protein-coupled receptor signaling pathway.
AUGAAACUGAGAAACCAAACGCAGCUAUCAGAAUUCUUCCUCCUGGGACUCUCAGAAAACCCAGCACUGCAGCCUCUCAUCUUUGGGCUGUUCCUCUCCAUGUACCAGGUCACUGUAAGUGGGAACCUGCUCAUUGUCAUGGCCAUCCUCACAGACCCCCACCUCCACACACCCAUGUACUUCUUCCUCGCCAACCUGUCCAUGGUGGAUAUCUGCUUCACCUCCACCACUGUCCCCAAGAUGCUGGUGAACAUCCAGACGCAGAGCCAAGCCAUCAGCUAUGCAGGCUGCAUCACACAGAUGUUUUUCUUCACAAUCUUUGGAACAUUAGAUGAUUUUCUGCUGGCUGUGAUGGCCUAUGACCGCUUUGUGGCCAUCUGUCACCCCCUGAACUACAUGGCCAUCAUGACGCCUUGGCUUUGUGUACAGCUAGUUCUGCUGUGUUGGAUCACUGGUGUCCUGCAUGCCUUAUUAAACAGUUUACUGGUGCUGAGGCUAAGAUUUUGCACACACAUGGAAAUCCACCACUUUUUCUGUGAGUUGAAUCAGGUGGUCCACAGAGCCUGUUCUGACACCUUUCUCAAUGACCUCCUAUUGUACUUUGGAGCUGUGCUGCUGGCAGGAGGUCCCUUGGCUGGUAUUCUGUACUCUUACUCUAAGAUUGUCUCCUCCAUCCGUGCCAUCUCCUCAGCUCAGGGCAAGUAUAAAGCCUUUUCCACCUGUGCCUCUCAUCUCUUGACCAUAUCUCUAUUUUAUGGAACAAGCUUAGGUGUGUACCUCGGUGCCAGUGCUGCCUCAAGUUCAGCCUCAACUGCAGCAGCCUCGGUGACGUACACCGUGGUCACCCCCAUGCUGAACCCCUUCAUCUACAGCCUGAGGAAUACAGACAUGAAGAAGGCUCUGAAAAGAGUGUUGUUCCAUAAAUGA